AUGGACAAUGCCCAAGAGUCGCCCACAGACCAAGGUAAAGAGACAAGGGAGUCAGAGGAAAUGGUGGCUGCUCCCAGGGACCCAGGGGCUACUGAUAGCUACAGAAUCCCAGAGGAAACUGACAGAAAUGGAGAUUCAGACCUGAAAGAAGCCACGGUGGAGAAAGGGAAGCUCAAGACUCAGGAUGGCUCAGAUUUAACAGCAAUUGAAAGGGAAGACUCAUCGUUACUAGCUCCUGCAGCCAAAAAACUGAAAAUAGAUACUAAAGGAAAGAAAGAGAAGCAAAAAGUGGAGGAAGAUGAGAUUCAGAAGAUGCGAAUCCUGGUUUCUUCUUUUUCUGAGGAGCAGCUGAACCGUUAUGAAAUAUAUCGCCGGUCAGCUUUCCCUAAGGCAGCCAUGAAGGGGCUGAUCCAGUCUGUCGCUGGCACCUCUGUGUCUCAGAACGUUGUUAUUGCCAUGGCUGGUAUCUCCAAGGUGUUCAUCGGGGAAGUCGUAGAAGCAGCCCUGGAUGUGUGUGAGAAGUGGGGAGAAAAGCCACCACUACAGCCCAAACAUCUGAGGGAGGCCAUUCGAAGGUUAAUGUCAAAGGGACAAAUACCUAACUCAAAGUACAAAAAAAUUUUGUUCUAG
Nycticebus coucang (slow loris) is the source of this 630-nucleotide messenger RNA. RefSeq names its product transcription initiation factor TFIID subunit 11-like. The coding region runs from base 1 to 630 and encodes 209 amino acids. Gene Ontology annotation, biological process: transcription initiation at RNA polymerase II promoter; RNA polymerase II preinitiation complex assembly. The transcript has a single exon. Lineage: Eukaryota; Metazoa; Chordata; Mammalia; Primates; Lorisidae. Gene Ontology annotation, molecular function: transcription coactivator activity; protein heterodimerization activity. The record is from RefSeq and is a predicted model, not a curated record. Gene Ontology annotation, cellular component: transcription factor TFIID complex; nucleus.